UUAAGCUCUGCAGUCGGCGCACUGGUAGUGUGCUGCAUGAAGCGACAGAGAGAGGAGACACACAAGGAAAGGAAGAUUGAGAGAACUAUGGGCCAACUCCCCUCACCUGGCAGAAAGUAGGUUGUCAAGUGCCGCUCGACAGCCGGCCGACGCCGCCAUACAGCCAUCAAUGCCAGCAGAGACGAGAACGUAAGCACGAUAAAGCCGGUACAGCCCAAGAAAGCAGGUAUGACGGCCAAUACUCUCGACAAACAACAUGCCGCCGCCAAGCUAUGCGAAGACUGAAGGAGCCCAUACAGCACACACAGCAGCUGGCGACCCGCCUGCUGCAGCACGUUUUGGCCACGCUGCAUCGUAAGAAGUCGGCGGCGCAUGCUGAAGUGGUCAUGCGCCUUCAGGCUGAUCGGAAGCAGCACCACAAAGCCGCAGACAAACAAGAGGGCAAACUCAGGGUCCCUCCAGGCCGAUCCAUCGGCUCCCAAGCAAAAUGCCAGCGACAGCAGCAGAAGGACGCCCCAACGCAGCUGUCGGCCGCUGACACACUGGGGAUGUUUAGCAACCAGACACUCCAACAGAUAGGAACUCAGGUAUAUCAACGCUGGGCCGGGGAAGUACGUGGAGAUCUCCACAUCAUCGGCGGCCCAGCGUGAGAAUGAGAACGACAACAACGGCCUGAGUUUGGGAAUGGCAGAGCCCCACAGUACUCUCCACCACAGGGCCACGAAUGGCACAACCCAUAGGCAAAGCAUCUGGCAAAGGGCGUCCCAGCGGGUUGUUGUUCGCCCCUGGGGAGUACCGCCCAGCCAGGACUCGUCGUGCUCACUGCCACGACCCACAAACAGUGCAGGUAGAGUCGUCUGUCCCCGUGGUUCAGUUGGUGGCCUCACUUACCUCUGGCAGAUCUCACAGCUGGUCGGCCGCUGACCUGCACAGACCAGCAAAGCCAUCCAUUCCACACCAUGGGCAUCUACUCUACACAUCUUGCCCGUUGUCUGCAGCCUCUGCUGCCGAAAUGCCUCCAAACAGCCCGUGUGGACAAAACCUGCACGUGACAGGGAUGGAAACGCCCAAUGGCAUGCAUUAGGUGAUCAUAUGAGAUCAGGCAGGCAACCUUACGCACGGUGCCGCGACAGCUGCAGGGCGAAACCAGGAGGCCUGUUUCGGUGGACUCCUCCCUAUCGCCACAGAUGCGGCACGCGUCAUCAAAUCCGGGAUGCAUCAAACAGCUGUUUCUGGGAUUCUAG
Vitrella brassicaformis is the source of this 1244-nucleotide messenger RNA. The record is from the annotation of a GenBank genome assembly. Lineage: Eukaryota; Vitrellaceae.